UGAUCGAUCCCGUCACCAGGAGGAACCCUAAAUCCCUCUCUCUCUCUCCCGCCAUAGUGAUUCAACUCCCAAAUCUAUAAAAACCCAAAACCCAGCCAAACUGUAAGGCGGAAGAUUUUUCCCGUUGACCUGUCGGAUUACGGCGGAUGAGGAGAUGGACUCGAUUAUAUCUUCGGCACUGGAAGAAAUAUGCUGCCAGGGAAGCACAGGGAUCUCUCUCUCGUCGUUGUGGCUUUGUCUCUCUCCUCCUCUCUUACCGUCCGCAAAGGCUUGCGUCUGGGCAAAUCUUCUGGCUGUCCCUCAGCUCCAGUUCAAGGCGAAGAACACCGUGUACGGACCGUCCGAUGCUUCAAUUCAGCGGCUUGAAGAUGCGGAGGAGCUCGAUCUGAGGAUCGUCGCCGGUGAGAAGCUCCGGGAUAACUUCGUUGGCCUGUACGAGAACACGAACAUCUCCACUGUUCAGCGUCGCGUUCUUGAGCGGUUGGCUAUUGCCAGAACCAAUGGCGUUGCACAAAAUCAACUUGCUAAAGAGUUUGGGGUAGAAGGGAGGAACUUCUUCUACAUUAUGAAACACCUCGAGUCCCGACGGUUAAUCGUGAGACAGCCAGCAAUUGUGAGGACAAAGGAACUUGAUGGCGAAGGAGAGUCGAAAACCACCUCAUGCAUUAGUACCAAUAUGAUAUAUUUGAGUCGUUACGCCAAGCCUUUGGGUACACAGCAAAGAUUCGAAAUCUGUAGAGAUGAUUUUUCUAUGGAGACACCGAUGAAGGAGAAUGAAGCUACUGUUACAGGAGAUGAUCAAAUGUCUGAAAUUCCUAGAGAGGAUAUGCUCAUAAAAGAUUUCCUACCAGCGAUGGAAGCUGUUUGUAAUAAACUUGAGGAAGCUAAGGGGAAGGUUCUAGUGAUCUCAGACAUUAAGCAUGACCUUGGGUAUUCGGGGUCGUGUUCAAAGCAUAGAGCUUGGAGAAGUGUUUGUCGCCGGUUGAAAGAUUCUCAUAUACUGGAGGAGUUUGAAGCUGUGGUGAAUAAUAAGGUCGAGCGAUGCCUCCGGCUGUUAAAAAAGUUUUCAGCUAAAGAUUUUGAGUCUAAAUGUGUUGCUUAUGGUAACUAUUCUGAGAAAAAGCAACUCAAGUUUGGGAGGAGUAUCCAGAAAACUGACCAAGUUGUGGAGCUUCCUCUAGAUUAUCAAAUUUAUGAUAUGGUUGAUGCUGAAGGUUCUAAAGGCAUGGCUGUCAUGGAUGUGUGUGAGAGACUUGGAAUGGAUAAAAAGAAGAGCUAUCCUCGGUUUUAUAGCAUGUUUUCCAGAGCCGGGAUGCAUCUGCAGGUAGAAAGCCACAAAAAAACGACGGUGUUUCGAGCUUGGACUCCUCGCAAUGUUGAUCCUGCAUCUUCUGAACUGUUACAUAAUAGCCCAGAAAAUCUCAGCAGGGAGAAGAAAUUACCAUUCCUCGAAUUUGGCACGCCUCGUGUUGAUGCUGGGUUGGAUCUAACCCCAAAGGACUAUGGUCAUUCAGCUGGGGAUGGUGACCUCACUGCACCUACAAAGUUGAUUGAUUCUGAAAGUAAUUCAGGAGGUCCCAAUGGUUCCCCACUAGAUGCUACAACAGGAAACAUGCUCACUUGCCAUGCAAACAUGGAAGAACCACUCCAUGAGAUAGGUGAUAAGGUCUUCGAUGCUGAAAUUGAUGCUCCAGACUUAGUGCCAUCAGAAAUUAAUUGUCUUGUUCCAGUGAAGUCACCCAAAUCUAAAGUGCAUCAAGCUCAUCCAGUUACUGUGGAUAAUGCUCGAAGAGAGCGGAGAAUACUUGAGCGCUUACAAGAAGAGAAAUUCAUUCUGAGAGCAGAGCUGCAUAAGUGGCUUCUGAAUUUUGAAAAGGACAAGUGCUCAAAAGUGGACAGGAAAACCAUUGACAGAAUCUUAGCUAAGCUUCAACAAAUAGGGCAUUGCAAGUGCAUGGCCAUUAAUGUCCCAAAUGUUACUAACUGUGGUCAUAACCGCAGAUCUAUGGUAGUUUUGCAUCCAUCUCUUCAAAGUUUGACUCCAGACGUCAUUGGUGAAAUUCAUGAUAGGAUUAGGUCUUUUGAAAUGGAACUUCGUGGCCAGAGCUUAACUAAGGGGAAGGGCAACAAGUCAGUUCCCAUACUGAACGAUGUCCAGAGACGUCAGACUAAUGUUGAUUUGGAUUCAAGGGCUAGCAAAUCUGAAGCUAUGCGUGCCAAUGGUUUUGUUCUUGCAAAGAUGGUCCGCGUAAAGCUGCUACACUGCUUCCUUUGGGACUACUUUAGUUCUUUACCUGGCUGGGAAAAUGCUUUGUCAUCUAUAAAUGAUCAAAAGUUUCGCAAUAUGUUUGCACUUGAAGAUGCCUUUGGGGCCAUGCCGCUUGAACUAUUCUUACAGGUUGUCGGAUCUACUCAGAGAUCCGAUGACAUGAUUAAGAAAUGCAAACAGGCUUUGCGUCUUUCUGACCUUCCAAACGAAGAGUAUAAGCUUUUGAUGGAUACUCUUGCAACUGGGAGGCUGUCGAAGUUGAUUGACAUUUUACGCCGGCUGAAGUUGAUUCGGCUUGUAAGUAGUGGGCACAGAAGCAAUGAAGUCGAGGAGAAAUGUGCCAACUUGACACACACAAUGGAGCUUAAGCCUUAUAUAGAAGAACCCAUUUUUGUUUCCGCUACAUCUAAUGUCAUAUCUCUUGAUCUCCGUCCUCGUAUACGACAUGAUUUUGUUUUGUCGAGUAGGGAAGCCGUUGAUGAGUAUUGGCUAACUUUAGAAUAUUGUUAUGCUGCCGCUGAUCAUAGAGCUGCCGCACAAGCAUUCCCUGGAUCUGUAGUCCAUGAGGUUUUUCUUUUCCGCUCGUGGGCCUCAGUUCGAGUAAUGACAGCAGAUCAGCGUGCUGAACUCAUAAAGCGUAUUGCGAAGGACAAUGCAAAGGACAAACUUUCGUUCAGAGAGUGUGAGAAAAUUGCAAAGGAUCUCAAUCUGACCUUAGAGCAGGUUCUUCGUGUCUAUCAUGACAAGUGUGAAAGACGGUUUAAGCGGCGUAAGGUGAUACUAAGCUCCAAAAAUGAAAAUGCAUUGGUGGAGUAUUGCCCUUCAUCAUCUUCCCACGAAAGAAAGAGAGUCCGUGCCGCAACUCCCAUGAAAGCAGCAGGCGGCGGUGUCAAACAACAAGGUCAUCGGAAGAUUCUCGAUUCUGACACUGUUGAAGACUCAAAUGGAGAUCAGGGUUUUCUAGAUUCAUCGCAAGAGGACAACAUGGAUCAGGAGCUCAAUCAACAGGAAAUUGCAGGGAAGAAAGAACUAACCAAAGAUGAAGAGCAGUGCUCUUCUGUCAUUAAGCGAACUGCAAGUGCAAAGACAUCAGUAACACAGCUGCAAAGAUAUACAUGGACAGAUGAGGCAGACAGGAAAUUGUUGAUGAAAUAUGUUAGACACCGUGCAGUUCUUGGGGCAAGACCUCAUGGGGUAGAUUGGGCUUCAGUUCCGGAAUUACCAGCACCUAUUGCUGCUUGCAAGCGGCGAAUGACAAUAUUGAAAAAGAAUGAAAAUUUCAGAAAAGCCCUCAUGAACCUUUGCAAUCUGCUCAGUGAGCGGUAUGCAAAACACCUAGAGGGGAAACAGAAAAGUUUGCCCAGUAGCAAUCAUCCGCGUGUUCUUCUUAGGUGUUCAUGCGAGGACAAGAACGGAAACCAUAUUGGUUGUGUUGCAAACUGUAAGGAUUCUGGAUGUGAUGGAGAGAGGUGGGAUGAUUUCAAUGAAACGAGUGUAAGGCAAGCAUUUGAUGAUGUGCUUGAGCUAAAAAAAAUGGCAAAACUGGUGGCCUCUAGACAAAUCAGGCCUGGCUCUCGGGAAUGGUCCAACAGAGAUAUAACGGAUGAAAAACAUGAUGGUGGAAUGGUUUCUCCAGCGACUCACUCAAAGGACACUCAGAAUGUUGCCGUGGAACAAGUUAAAGAUUCAUCUCAAAGAUCUGGACAUUAUCGUCUUCAUCAAAAUUUUAAACUUUCGAAUGAAGCAGUCAGCUCUGAUAUACAAGUUCAGCGAUCUCUGGCUAUUUCCAGUGCUGUAGAAUUGUUAAAGCUUGUCUUUCUGAGCAUGCGUACCGCACCUGGCAUGCCAAAUUUGCUGGAAGAUACUUUACGGCGAUAUUCAGAGCGAGAUCUCUUUGCAGCCUAUAGCUACCUGCGAGACAAAAAGUACCUGGUUGGUGGAAGUGGUGGACAACCAUUUGUACUUUCUCAGAGUUUCUUGCAUAGUAUUUCAAAGUCCCCAUUCCCAAUUAACACUGGAAAGAGAGCAGCCAAAUUUUCCAAUUGGCUUCUAGAAAAUGAAAGAGAUCUCAUGGCUGGGGGAGUCGAUCUUACUUCAGAUCUGCAGUGUGGUGAUAUUUUUAAUUUCUUUUCCUUGGUUGCUUCUGGGGAACUCUGCAUUUCCGUGUCCUUGCCUGACGAAGGCGUUGGAGAGUGUGAAGAACGGAGAGGUUCAAAACGCGGAACUGAUGGAAGAGAAGAAAUCGGCAGUAAUAGUGCCAAGAAAUUAAAGUUACUAGGUGAAGGUGAAAUCAACUUUCGGAAGGAGAAGGGGUUUCCUGGUAUAAAGGUUUCUGUUCGCCGUACAACAUUUUCUACAAUUGAUGCGAUAGAGUUGUUUAAGGAUGAUGGUUCUCGCAAUGGUGAACUGCAUUCCAAUUUCAACGAGAUGGACAUAGACUGUAAUGUUGAUGAUAUGAAGGAAAUUUUCAACUCCAGUGAUGCAACUCUCAUACCAGAGAAUCUAGGCGCCUCGCCAUGGCAAGCAAUGGACAGGUUUGCUAAUUGUGUGAUGGCCAAAUCAACAGACGAGGAAGUUAGUUUAUUCAAUCCCGAGAUUUUUGAGACGGUUUCCAACAUGCUUCAGAAGGCUGGUGAUCAAGGUUUGAGCCUUAGAGAAGUUCACAGCCUUAUUGAUAUUCCUGAGAAGACGAGCGAAUGCAUUGUAGAUGUACUUCUGACGUUUGGGCUAGCUUUGAAGGUAAAUGGAUAUGACUGUGUCCGUGUUGUUGACUCUUUGUACCGGUCCAAGUACUUCUUGACAACAGAAGGUGGGAAUUUCCACAAACGUCUUCAGCAGCCUAUAUCGGUGAAGUUCCUGGAGAAAGAUUGUGGGGAAAUUAGGGCAAGUAAUGUCACUAGUGGCUGCAGUAAUUCACAAGAUGAGCACGUUAUUACCAACAACGUCCACCAGGUUACGAUUCUUAAUCUUCCUGAAGUGUCCCGAGCGAGUGGUCUUGACAAAGAAUCUGCCUCAGAUCCAGCUGUCUCUUCCGGAACAAACAUUGACACUGAAGUGAGGGAAUUCUCUUCUGGGGAGUUAUGCAUGCCCAUAGUUCCAUGGAUAAAUGCUGAUGGAUCCAUAAAUAAGGUCGUCUUUAGUGGACUUGUACGCCGUGUACUUGGUACCGUGAUGCAAAAUCCCGGUAUAACAGAGGACGAGAUCAUAUACCGGAUGGACGUCCUGAAUCCCCAGAACUGCAAGAAGCUGCUGGAGUUGAUGAAGCUGGACGGGCAUAUCAAGGUUAGAGAAAUGCUCCAAACGAAAUACACCGGACCUCCGUCUCUAUUGGCGAGUCUUCUCCCGAGCCGUCCCCCCGAGAAACAGAAGCUCAUUCGCCAGAAACACUUCUUCGCCAACCCUAAUAGCCUUGGGGCAUUGUAAUAGG
Molecule: messenger RNA, 5696 nt
Organism: Tarenaya hassleriana
Lineage: Eukaryota; Viridiplantae; Streptophyta; Magnoliopsida; Brassicales; Cleomaceae
Exons: 18
Coding region: 155-5692 (1845 amino acids)
Biological process (GO): transcription initiation at RNA polymerase III promoter; 5S class rRNA transcription by RNA polymerase III
Cellular component (GO): transcription factor TFIIIC complex
Molecular function (GO): DNA binding
Source: RefSeq, a predicted model, not a curated record